AUGAUAGCGUUGGAGCAGCAAGCUGAGCGAGAGGUUUUGAUGAGCCGACUACGAGACGUCUGGAAUAAUGGAGAUCUAGACUGUUGCGCCUCACUUCAUGCUUUCGCGUCUGCAGCCGCAAUUUUCGAAACUCUUCCCGAGGCCACUAUCUCUCUAUCAGUGAUGAAGCAGCCUCUUUCCGAGGCCAAGUGGUUCACCCAUCGUGACCCCACGCUUGGAAGCUUGUUUUCUUGUCUUGCCUUGUUCGAGACAGGUUCAAUUGACAUACAACCAGACGAUUUGAAAGAAGUAAUGGCAAUGUCAGCAGGAAACUCUCUUUUCAUGGCGGAGUACAUUUUCAAUGACCCCAGGGACGAUCCAGGGAUACCGGUGAGACGGACAAUAGGUAGCAUAGGCAAACCAGGUGUAUCAUUUCUUCUUUCAGCACAAGGGCUUGAUUCUUUGAGUCCGGACUAUUCUACCUGGAAAUCGGUUCAAUAUGCCCCUUUCGACGGUAGUAUCGAGAACAACUUUGAUCACACGACACUUCACUUGACACUCACAGGAGAUGAGCAGCCUCUGAACAUUGGGCAAACAGGCUACCAUGAUAAGGAGGUAUUUCUCCUCGAAGCCGUUGUAAGAGCAUAUGACAAGAGCAGGUGGGUUGCUGACCUGGACCUGAAUCUGCGCCCCAAUCCUCUUGUUCACAAAUUACUGGCAACGGGUGAAUGUGCCCACGACGAGCACGAACGAGAUGAUUAUGCUGCUUUCCAGCCCCUAACGUCUAUCGAUAGUUGGGACGAGCUGCUGGACCCUCCCCCAAAUACUGGUAUUGUCCGUGCGAGAGCCAACUGGCUUGCCCGACAAGCAGUUGCAGCGUUCGCUCUUCAACAAUCGAUCCCUCUAAUCGUAGCAUCUGAGAGCAUUUGUUGGCGUUGUGUGGCACAAGUCAUGAAUUUCGGUUUAGUACUGGACGGUCCAAACUGGCUGAUUAUCUGUUGA
This is a messenger RNA of Exophiala bonariae, 981 nucleotides long. RefSeq lists its product as uncharacterized. The record is from RefSeq and is a predicted model, not a curated record. The coding region runs from base 1 to 981 and encodes 326 amino acids. Lineage: Eukaryota; Fungi; Ascomycota; Eurotiomycetes; Chaetothyriales; Herpotrichiellaceae. The transcript has a single exon.